UCUGUGCGCCUGGGAGCCGGAGGAGCUGCAAUUCGGUUUGGAUUUGAUUCCGGCCGGCCGGUGCAGGUUUCCCGAUAUAGACCCUCCUCCUUCCCCUCUCCGAAGAGCAGACCAAUGAAGAGUUUCUCUCUGUGAGUUUUUCCCCAAUCUUCUCUUCUUCCCAGUGAUCUUUGGCCGGUUGAAUCCGAGUCUUUCUCGGCUAGACCUGGUUUUCGGAGAUUUGGAAGUGAGCGGUGUUGGUCCGGAGUUGCAUACGCCGGAAGUUCGCCCACACGUGCCGGCUGCAGUGUGGUUUGGGGAUUGUAUCUCCGUCUUCCUUAUUGUCGGCGCUACGGCGGGCAAUCGGAUUUCUGGGACUGCGACCGACGAGUCGUGCCUUGCCCCGAUUAUUCAAUCUCUUCAUCUCCUUUCACUGUGAGUUUUUAUCCUCUUUUCACAUUCUGUACAGCAUGCUGAAGUCUAAAUGCUCUGUGAUGAUAUAAUUGAUCUUAUAUUGGGUUAUUGCUUAAGAACAAUAGCAUUAGGAUCUUUGGUAUUGUGGAUGUGUGAGCUGUGAACUAGUGGUUGGUCUGUGCGGCAGUUUACUUGUCUCAGGUGUUGAUCUGAGUGAUAUAUUCAUCACUGUUGGUGGUCUUCUGGCCACAGAUUCCAGUGAUGGCUUGUUUCUUUCAUAUCUGGAUAUGCUCUGUACUGGUAAAAUUCAGUAGAUUUCAUCGUCUGUUUGCUGGUAUUACUUUUGUAAUGACCAAAUGUUUUCGCAUGGAAUACCUCUGGUUUAGCACAGCUCACAAUCCAGUGCUCAUGCUUGGUAUAUUGUCCAAGAUCCUUUUGUUAGUUGAGAUCUUAUGGAUAGCCCAAUAUUUGAUUAGAUCAUUAGAACAAUUUGGGAGCAAGUCUUCAAAGGCUUGGGGCCAAUUGUUGAGCUUAAAUAUGAGAGCAACAACUUUGUUCACUUGCUGUCCUAAUGUUGAGGUACUGUCUCUUUUAAUUCAUGUUGUUAUUCGGCUAUUGAUGUUACACAUGGAGGGUUGCUUUGGUUAUGCUCUUACUCAGCUGUUACCCUUCCUUAUCAUGUGUAUAGCUAGCUUGAAUUUUCAUUCUUGUAAUUAUACUUGUGGAAUAUUAUAUAUGCUCUAUAUAUCACAAAUUAUUCAACAAUCCAGAAAUCCGAUUUUUGCUUCUGAGAUGGCUAGCUCUAGCUCAUCUGCCCUCCCUCCGUCGUCCUCGGACGCGAUUAAGCCUGAGUGCUUUGAUGGGACCGGCUUUAAGCGCUGGCAGGCCCGGACGAGGCUGUGGUUGAUGGAGCUCGGUUUAUACUGGGUCCUCACCGAAGAGCCGCCCGCCCCCCAAGGGGAAGCCGUGCUAGACGAGGUCGAAAGAACGCGUCUUGACGCGUUAAGGGCCCGUUGGGAGAAGGCAAAUGCUUCUGCCCUGGCACGUCUCUUGGCUGUUCUGUCGAACAGGCUCUUCGACGUCUACGUGAGCUUCGGGGAAGCUCGGAAGGUGUGGACGGAGCUGAAUGACAAGUAUGCUGAAAGCGACAACGGCAACGAAUCCUUCAUGGUGGCAAGCUACCUGAAUUUUCGCAUGGGAGAUGGCAGAUCAGUCAUGGAACAAAUCCAUGAGCUACAACUGAUCGUGCGGGACUUAGGCCAGUAUGGAUGUGUCCUCCCUGAGAACUUUCAGAUUAAUGCCAUUCUGGCUAAGCUGCCUACUUCUUGGCGUGACUUUGUCACUGCACGUCGGCAUCUAAAGCAGCGGUUGACUCUAAAUGAGCUCAUUGCUGCAAUAAAUGUCGAGGAGAAGUCCAAGGCAGGCUAUGGUGGAGGGAAGGUGCCUGCUCAAGCAAACCUUGUCGAGCACAAGAACCAUCCUGGUAAGAAUGCGAAGAAAGAGAAGACCAAGCCUGGGUUUUCGGGACCGAAGGCUAAUGCAAUGAAGAAGAAGAAAAAACCCGAGAUUGUCUGCUACGUCUGCGGCGAGUCGGAUCACAAAGCCAACAGAUGUCGCAAUCGUAAGGGCAAGGGGCCAACACCUGAGCAGCAGAAGGUAGCCAAAGCCCAAGUGCAUGUGGCGGUUGCAUCGGCCAAUGAUACUGGCAAAGGCAACUCCACCAGUGGGGCGCAGAUGGUGGAUCCGUACUGAUGGGGAAUGGAGUCUCGGCAGCAGUGCGCGGAAUAGGACAAGUGAGCCUGAAAUUGACUUCUGGCAAGACUCUUGUCCUGAAGGACGUGCUUUUUGUACCUGCCAUGACCCGCAAUUUACUCAGUGGAUCGAUGCUGUGCCGGCAAGGAAUAAAAUUAGUCUUCGAGUCGAAUAAAGUAGUGAUGACCAAGUGUGGGUCGUUUGUAGGGAAAGGCUAUGAUUGCGGAGGCAUGUUCCGCAUUUCUAUUCUUGAUAGCUCUGCAAACAUCUUCUAUUCUUCGUAUUCUAAUAAGAACAUUGAUAUUUGGCAUUCUCGCUUGUGUCAUGUUAAUAGUGAAGCAAUUGUGCGUUUGAGCAAAAUGGAUCUUAUUCCCUCAUAUAACUAUGAUAAGAGCCACAAGUGCGAGGUGUGCGUGCAAGCAAAGCAGCCCCGCAAACCUUUUAACUCAGUCGAGGGGAGAAGCACCUCUCCGCUUGAGUUGAUUCAUUCUGAUCUGUGUGAGAUGAAUGGAAUAUUAACAAAAGGUGGUAAGAGGUACUUCUUUACUCUCAUAGAUGAUGCUACUAGGUUCUGCUACAUCUACUUGCUCAGAACAAAGGAUGAAGCAUUAGAAUACUUCAAAAUCUAUAAGGCCGAGGUGGAAAACCAGCUGGG
This is a messenger RNA of Phragmites australis (common reed), 2800 nucleotides long. RefSeq lists its product as uncharacterized. The coding region runs from base 655 to 2145 and encodes 496 amino acids. Gene Ontology annotation, molecular function: zinc ion binding; nucleic acid binding. The record is from RefSeq and is a predicted model, not a curated record. The transcript is spliced from 2 exons. Lineage: Eukaryota; Viridiplantae; Streptophyta; Magnoliopsida; Poales; Poaceae.